Lycium ferocissimum is the source of this 1844-nucleotide messenger RNA. RefSeq names its product putative BPI/LBP family protein At1g04970. Gene Ontology annotation, molecular function: lipid binding. The record is from RefSeq and is a predicted model, not a curated record. The coding region runs from base 1 to 1473 and encodes 490 amino acids. The transcript is spliced from 6 exons. NCBI's taxonomy places the organism in Eukaryota, Viridiplantae, Streptophyta, Magnoliopsida, Solanales, Solanaceae.
AUGGCAGGGUCAGUUUUUUCUUUCUUUUUUCUAUCUUUACUUAUAUUUUCAAGUACCCAAGUUGAAUCAAAUGAAGAAGGUUACAUUUCAUUGGAUAUAUCAAAUAAAGGUCUUGAUUUUGUUAAACAAUUUCUAGUAGAAAUGGCAGAAUCUUCAUUAGUUCCACUUGACUUACCUAAAAUCAAGAAAUCAAAGCAUAUUCCAAUUAUUGGUACUGUUGAUAUGGUUCUUACAAAUAUUACUAUUAAUAGUAUUCAUGUUAUUUCUUCAACUGUGAAAACUGGUGAUACUGGUAUAGUUAUUAGUGUAUCUGGUGCUUAUGCAAAUAUGACUAUGAAUUGGAAAUAUGAAUAUUCAAAUUGGUGGCUACCUGUUCCUAUUACAGAUAAUGGACAAGCUUCUAUUCAGGUUGAAGGUAUGGACGUUGGAAUUUCUUUCAAUCUGACGAAUCUCCAAGGAUCUCUUAUGCUUUCUCCCCUGGACUGUGGAUGUUCAGUGAAAGAUAUAUUUAUAAAGUUGUAUGGUGGAGCAUCCUGGCUAUAUCAAGGGUUGGUGGACGCUUUUCAAGGUAGAUUAACUUCUGCAGUAGAAAAUGCUAUUUCAAAGAAAUUGCGAGAAGGAAUCGUGAAGCUUGAUUCUUUAUUGCAGUCCUUACCAAAGGAAAUUCCAAUAAGAAAUCUUGGUGCUUUAAAUGCCACCUUUGUUGGCGACCCACAAUUCCGAGACUCUUCUCUUAUUCUUUCAAUUAAUGGGUUAAUUAGUGCCAAGGAAGCAUAUGCAGCACCUCCUUACCAACACUUAUUUGCAUCUCUAGAACACUUAUUAGCAUCAAUUCCUUUGAAGGAUCCGGCAAGCAUGGUCACUAUUUCCUUGCAUGAAAAAGUUUUAGUGUCCGCAUCAUCUGUUUACUAUGAUGCCAAUAAAAUGCACUGGAUUGUUGACAAAGUACCUGAGCAGUCCUUGUUAAACACUGCUGGAUGGAGAUUUAUUAUCCCACAACUUUACAGGCAAUAUCCAAAUGAUGACAUGAAUCUGAAUGUUUCCAUAUUUUCUCCACCCCAUCUGAAAAUUAAAGAACAUCAGAUUGAUCUGACGGUUCACGCAGACGUCGUUCUUAAUGUAUUGCAUUCAGGUCAAGUGACACCAGUUGCUUGCUUUUCAACGGCAGUCAGUGGUUCAGCUUCUCCAUGGAUUUCCAAUGAUAAUCUUGGAGGAAGUAUUGGAUUGGAUGAGUUCUAUUUAUCUUUGAAAUGGAGUAAAAUUGGCAAUUUGCAUGUGAAUCUAGUCCGGCUACUGAUGUCAACUGCACUGAGGACUGUGAUCCUGCCAUACAUAAAUUUAAAACUUAGUAGAGGAUAUCCGCUGCCCACAUUUCACGGCUACAUGCUUCACAAUGCUGAAAUCUUGUGCAGUGAUUCAUGGAUCAAGAUUUGCAGUGACGUUGCACCCGUUGAACAAUUAAGUAUAAGUUAGUUCCUACAUCAUAUGGUUGUGACUAUGUUGCUUGGACCCUCCAAAGAUACUGCCAUACCCGUGUUGGAUCCUCCAUAAAUGCAUAGCUUUUGGAGGAUCUGAUAUGCAACCCAUCAGUAUGUUUGAAGAGUCCAAGCGACAUAAGGUUAUGAGUCCCUCGUUUCCACUGUACCAGGCCUUGUAUUGAAAUGUAGUUGCACAUUGAUAGACAAAAAUGUAAACUAGGUGUAGAGUUUUUUCUUCUUCUUUUGUUUCUCUUGUAAUUGCUAUAUGUAUAUUGGACAUAUAGCUAUUGUAAAUCCUCCUCCUCUUCUUCUAUUCAUAUAAGUUCUCUUUAUAUAUGAUGAACAUAUAAAUGCAAAAUUUAGCAA